Molecule: messenger RNA, 3492 nt
Organism: Drosophila miranda
Lineage: Eukaryota; Metazoa; Arthropoda; Insecta; Diptera; Drosophilidae
Product: axonemal 84 kDa protein
Exons: 11
Coding region: 1-3492 (1163 amino acids)
Molecular function (GO): microtubule binding; beta-tubulin binding
Source: RefSeq, a predicted model, not a curated record
AUGAUGAUGAUGCCCCACCCCACACAGCCGCCAAAGAAGAAGCUUUCCAAGAAGGAGAAGGCCCGCCUAGAGGCCGAGCAGGCAGAGCUGCUGCGCAUCGAAAUGGAAAAGGAAAAACUCAAGAAACUGGAGGAGGCGCGCCAGCGCAAAAAACUAGAGAUGGAGCAGGCAAAGCACCGCCAGCAGCAAGAGGUGGCCGAGAACCGUCAGCGCCGGGCACAGCUGAAGGACAGCAUGCUCUUCUUCGAGGCGGUGCGAACGGCCAUCGAAGCCAUCAGAGAUGGGGAGCGGCACGAGCGCGAUUGGGAGAAGUUUAUGCGCUGCAAUGGGCUGCCAAAUGCCGCCAGUCCGAGCGACCUGCGGAAGUACAUCCAUCAGUGGCACGCGGACAUCGCCCAGCGGCACAGGGAGGCACGCAACUGGCUGCUGCGGACAGACGAACGAACGCUGCUCACACAGGAUGCCCAGGUGGCGGAUCUGACGCGCAUCUCGCUGCGCCAACAACAGGGACGACUGGGCGAUAUCUAUGCCCAUCGCAUCAAGGAGGUCCUGGGGAUUCUCAGCGAACUGGAUGAUAUGCUGACCUUCAGGCAGCGUUCCCCGCAUGUUGCGGCGGAUCUGGCGAAACUCAAGACGGAAAUGCGUGUAUUUCUCAGGCAGCACCUGGACGAGUUUACCUACAAGACUAUGUCCCAUAUUGAGCGGGAUAUGGAAAUCGAUAGACCUGGCGUCUCGAAGCACAUCUACAGCUCGGACGUCUUUCAGAGCUUUGUGUGGACCUUCUCCAAGGAUGCCCAGAUUGCCAUCAAUCCCAAGACCCGCAUUGGAGAGCAGACGACUCACAAUGAGAUCGAUUUUCCCACCAUUGAAAUGCAGAUCUCCCUGCCGCCGACAGUGCGACUCCAGAGCUCGGCGCUGCGGGGUCUGUGGCUCAACUACGACCACUUCAGUGACUAUUGCAGCAGCUAUCGACUGAAGCACGCACGCUCCGAGAAUGCCAAUAUUCUGCGGCAAACGAAACGCGAGUGGCGUAAACGCAAGGAGAUACUCCAGGCGAUGCUGGACGAGUGCGGCAGGGACAUUCCGCUCUCGGAGCUGGAGCAACUCACGCAGGAGCAGCACUCGGCCAGCUCGCAGCCGCCGCGGGAGCGCACCUACGACGUGGACAAGCUCUAUGCGGAGUACGAGGAUGAGCUGAGUCGUGCCCAUCGGAGGGCGAUCGGACCCGAGGCCUACGGCAUGCUCGAGACGGACGUGAAUCUCCGCAAGUACCGCAUCAUUGGCGGCGUCUACUGCAUUGACUUCCUCGAGACGCCGCAGCAGGACAAGCAGCUCAAUGCGCACUCCUUCAUACGAACUAUUACGUGCGCCAAUAGUUUGGUGCUCAAGGAAUACUAUCAGACCUAUAAGCCGCCGCCGCCUGUGCUGCCCGGAGUGCGACGUCUGCCCGAGGAAAUCGAGGCGGAGAUGAGGAUGAUCGAGUCCGCUCUGGACAAGCUGGCGCUGGUCACUCUGCAGCUGCCCGAUUCGGUGAUUUGGUUCGAGCCCCCGGUCGCCUGCCGCUGGGAGACGCACAUCGAGACCCUCGAAAUGGAGCUCGCCGAUGGCAUGAAGCCGCAACCGCCUGCCCCAACGGAAGCGGAGGCGGAAGCCAAUGGAACUGCCGUUGCGGCGGCCGCUGGCACCACAGCCACACCCACAGAAGCGACACCCCUCUCGACCAACGCUCAACCGAGUCCGCUGAAGAGUUCGCCCCGCUGUCCGGCGUCGCGCCUGCGCCCCCCGAAGUCGUCGUCGGACCUACAGCAGACGCUGCGCGAGAUCACGGACUUUGACCUGAGGGCCAUACCCAGCGACGUGGACCUGUACGGGCUGGUCAAGGACUUUGUGGUGCCACGCCUGCCCCAGGGCUUCUGCGUGCGCCUUGAGGCAACCACCCCGGCGGAGUCCGGCUCGGGGCUGCGGCGCCGCAGGGUGAUGUUUCUCGCCCGCCAGACUCACGUGCGGCUGGGUCAGGGCCAAGGGGCAGCGGGUGAAGUCCCAAAGAACAUGGAAGAUCCAUCGACGGAUCAACUGCAGAUGGGACUGGGACUGGGAGUCGGAGCAGAUUUCCUGGACACUGAGGAGCCGGCGGAGAUGUUUCCGCCGCUGUGCUUCGACAAGCUGCUAAAGUUCCGGCAGACAGCCCCGACCCCUGUGCUGCCGCAGGGCUACCUCUUCUCGCAGCUCAUCGAGGACAUGGACCGGCUGUGGCGCCUCCAGCUGCCGCGCGAGCAGCAGGAGGAGCUCAUCCAGCAGAUCUCCGAGCAGCUCUCGCCCACAAGCUCUGCGGGCAGCGAGGCGGGCGAGCAGCAGCAGCAUGACCUGGAGGACGAUCCCAUACAGCCACUCAGCCAGGAGCUGGUGGAUGUCCUGCAGCCAGCAGCAGCGGCCGCCGCCUUUGCCUACUACACGGGCAUCUCCUUUGUGCGCGACUCCCAGCUGCCGAACGAGGCGGAGGAGGAGGCUCGCAAGCAGCCAUCAGAUGGCCUGGACAGCAGCGAGGAUGACGACGAGGACGUCGACAGUCUGUUGGAGCUGCUCGAAGGUGCUUCCACCGCGGCCAACACUCUCCACGAGCUACUGGCCUCUGGCGCCGGGCAGAGUCAGACUCAGAGCGAGAACAGCAAUAGCGAGAUGCGCAAGCAGAAGCUCAGCUGCACAGCGGCCAUUACUCAGGGCAAGUGGAGCACUCGCGAUGUCCACGACACAAAGUUCAAUGAAGACAAGCUCUCGAUUCAGUUUCGCACAGGACGAUUGGGGAUCUUUGGGUUCGCCUUGAACAAGUACAGCAACAUGCCCUACCAGACCUGGGACCUGCGACCGGACAUGAAAAAUCCUGGCACCAUCCUCUUUAGCUUCACGGCAUCGCUGAUCAGCCUGGACAUGACCAUCACCGAGGCGGGGUACACGGUGAACAAUUUCCAGGGCGGCAGCACCCAGGGCCUCACCGAGAUGAUCGGCAAAACGAUGUCACUGUCGGAGCUGAAGGCCACACUGAUCCUCUCCGCGGUGGACAUUUUCCCCGAUGAGGAUGCCUUCUGCUACACCGAGGGCUCCUGCGAGAAGAACUACGUGAUGGAGAUGCACUGCUACGCCUGCCUCUCGACCCUCGCCCAGUCGCACAACUUCAGCUGGUCGCGCUGGAACCUCCUGGCCGGCUCCCGGACGGCCGUCCUCCUCGUCCGCGAGCUGAUCGAGGGCAAGAAGGUGCCGUACUAUUCCACGCUACUGGUCACACCGCUCAAGACCUCGAUCAUCGACUGCACCGAGGUAUCGGCCAGCUUCAAUGCGGUGGGCAUUGCCGGCAUGGAGUACUAUGCCGAUCUCUAUCAGCUCUCCCAGGCCCAUGCCCAGCCGGUGAGUCUCGAGAAGCAGCGCACGAUGAGUCCUGUGCUCAGGGACAGCGUCGCUAGGAUUCUGAUGGCCAUCCGGCCUUUGAGUCUCUGUUGA